AAGUCCAUCUGUUAAACCCCCCUCCCCCAUCACCCUCACUUCCUUAUGCAACACAAUAAUCGGGUUUGGAGUCUGGAUUCUUGUCCACACAGACGCUGGGCUUCACUUGUCCAGAGAAGGCUCAAAGUACAUUUCUCCAUUGUUUCAGUGAUUUAAGAGUUAAUCCAUGGGGAGCAUCUCAGGAGUUUCACUUCUGCUUCUGGUGGUGAGUGUGUCCUUCCUGACAAGUCCCAGUGUCCAGGGUGGAAAGAUUCUGGUAUUCCCGGUGGAUGGCAGCCACUGGGUCAACAUGAACCUGCUGAUCCAGAGCCUCCAUGAUAAGGGCCAUGAGGUCACUGUGGUCCGCACAGCCACUAGCUGGUACAUCAAAGAAAACGCACCACAUUACCACUCCAUCACUGUCACCCUACCAGAAGCCAUCGCCAUAGAGGAGCAGGACUUCUUUGUAACUUUCCUGGUCAAGAUGCUGACAGUUCAGAAACAGGGGGCAACUCUUAUUGGCUUUGUGAACUUCUACUGGGAAAUGCUCAGUGCGCUGUCAAAAAUUCACCAACAGGCCAGCCUGUUGGGGGUAGAAAUAUUUGAGAACAAGACUUUAAUGCAGAGUAUUCGUGAUGCUCAGUUUGACAUGGUUCUUCUGGAUCCGGGAUUGCCUGUGGGAGUUCUGGUGGCUCAUGAACUUAAGCUACCAACAGUUUUUAAUGUGAGAUGGAUCACGAGCGGAGAAGGGCAUUUUGUGGUAGCUCCAUCUCCAUCAUCCUAUGUUCCAACUUCAGGAUGCGCCGUGUCAGAUAAGAUGACCUUUGUGCAAAGGGUCAAGAACGUAUUCCACUAUGCCCUCAACACAUGCAUUGACAAGUUUAUAGUAUGCCCUCACUAUGAUAGACUGGUAGACAGGUAUUUUGGUCCAGAUGUGAACUUCUAUCACCUUCUACAAGGAGCAGAUAUCUGGCUCAUGAGAGUGGACUUUGUCUUUGAAUUCCCCAGACCUACCAUGCCAAACAUCGUCUACAUUGGUGGUUUUCAGUGUAAGCCUUCUGAGCCUUUAUCAUCAGAGCUGGAGGAGUUUGUUCAAAGUUCAGGAGAGCAUGGAUUCAUCCUGAUGUCUCUUGGUACACUGGUCAAAGGCCUACCUAUAGAGAUCACUUCCGAAAUCGCUGCUGCUUUUGCCCAAAUUCCUCAAAAGGUCAUAUGGAGACAUGCCGGUGAGCCCCCCAACAAUUUGGGCAACAAUACCCGACUGGUAAAAUGGAUGCCCCAGAACGACCUCUUGGGUCACCCGCAGAUUAAAGCCUUUGUGGCCCAUGGUGGUACUAACGGGAUCUAUGAGUCCAUCUUCCAUGGGGUACCGAUAGUAGGCAUACCACUUCUGUUUGACCAGUUUGAGAACGUUUUGAGACUGGAGGCACGAGGAGCGGCUAAGGUGGUGGAUGCGACCAAACUCACUCGCCAGAGCUUUCUGGAAGCAAUUCAAGAAGUUCUUCACAAUCCCACCUACAGAAAUAACAUGAAGCGUCUCUCUGCUCUCCAUCUGGAUAAACCAAUGCAUCCUCUUGAGACGGCCGUUUACUGGAUUGAGUUUGUUAUGAGGCACAAAGGAGCUUCACAUUUACGCACUGAGUCUUAUAAGAUGCCCAGGUAUGCCUAUUAUUCUGUGGAUGUUAUAUGCUUUUUGUUAGCAAUCUUGUUGAUGACGACAGCUAUAGUAGUGGGCUCAAUACGAUUCCUUUGCUUUCGACUGUGCAGGAGGAGAAAACCCAAGCAGGAGUAGUUACUGAGUCCUCACAUCUAGUGUUGGGUACUGUUCACAUUAGAACCGAUACCGGUACCUGGAAUUCGGUACAUUUUUCGGUACUUUACUCUCUCUGUAAUAAAAAAAAUGUGAUUUCAGUUGUAAAAACUACAAUAGUAAAAAUGUUAAGCUAACAUCAACCAAUACGGUAAAAAAAACCAAAAAAAAAACCCAGUUAUCUCCAACAACAACUUAUCCAACUAGCUAA
Siniperca chuatsi (mandarin fish) is the source of this 2000-nucleotide messenger RNA. RefSeq names its product UDP-glucuronosyltransferase 2B15-like. The record is from RefSeq and is a predicted model, not a curated record. Bases 167 to 1771 code for a protein of 534 amino acids. Gene Ontology annotation, molecular function: UDP-glycosyltransferase activity. The transcript is spliced from 2 exons. NCBI's taxonomy places the organism in Eukaryota, Metazoa, Chordata, Actinopteri, Centrarchiformes, Sinipercidae.